UACUAGGAAUUUAUAGCCGCCUGGCCUAUUACAAUAUACAAAACAUAGAAGCACCUGCUGUCUUCAUUGUAUCCCCACAGUAACCCCCGUACCCUCGCACUGUUUCCUUCUCUCUUUUCUUUAACCUAUUCAUUUUACGCCCUCAUCAUCCAGACAGACCAGCUAGUGCCGCGCAGCCAGCCACAAGCAAUAGGUAUUCUCUCCACAUGUCGGUGCAGGUUUAUUUGUAUUUAAUUAUAUAAUUAUCGUUAUAUAACAGUCAAGACAUCUGCACGUUUGAACGAAAACAGCUUGACAUUUUACGGAAACCACCAACCUCCUCCAUUGUCCCGCCUUCCAGACACAUCCUAAACCACCACCACCACCACCGACACACCACCCAUCACCCUUAUCAUGCUGGCAGUCUAGGCCUGUCUCCCAAGCUGUGACCCAACCGAGACUGAGGCAGCUUCUCCCACGGAGCUCCACACCCCCAGUGGGACCGUCACAGAGAUGGCUGAUUCAGACCCCUCGUCCCCCUCCAAUCCCCCACGGCCGCUGAGCUCCUCCCGCUCCCCCCUCUCCCUGUCCUUCCUCUUCCUCAGGCAGGGAAGUCGGGUGUGGGAGACGGAGAGGAAACCCCCCCUGAUGCCAAGCGAGCUGCCCAGCCCUCUGCCCUCCAGACGCACCCGUACAUACUCAGCUACGGUGCGGGCCAGAUCAGGCCCAGUGUAUAAGGGCGUGUGCAGGACCUUCUACAGGUCCCAGGGUCAUGGCUUUAUAAAGCCCUCCAACGGUGGGGAGGACAUCUUUGCACACAUCUCUGAUAUCGAUGGAGAAUAUGUUCCGAUGGAAGGCGACGUGGUCACGUACAAAGUCUGUUCCAUCCCCCCCAAGAACCAGAAGAUGCAGGCGGUGGAGGUGGUCAUCACCCACCUGGCCCCAGGAAGCAAGCAUGAGACCUGGUCUGGACAGAUCAUCAGCUCCUAGACCUCCACCUGCACCUGGAGAGAGGCGGUGUGGGGAAGAGUGGAGGGUGGGGGUGGGAAGGGAAGGUGGGAA
Molecule: messenger RNA, 1041 nt
Organism: Coregonus clupeaformis (lake whitefish)
Lineage: Eukaryota; Metazoa; Chordata; Actinopteri; Salmoniformes; Salmonidae
Product: cold shock domain-containing protein C2-like
Exons: 4
Coding region: 493-969 (158 amino acids)
Biological process (GO): regulation of mRNA stability
Cellular component (GO): cytoplasm
Molecular function (GO): mRNA 3'-UTR binding
Source: RefSeq, a predicted model, not a curated record